AUGAAUUCUUCAAUUCAAACUGAAAUAGGAAGGUACACAGACAUAAAUCACAUUUUUGAGACUGUUCAAAAGCGAGGCUAUCUAACUUAAUUAGUAACAUUUUUUGAAGAGGUCUUCACAAAUGAAAUAAACUUUGCAUCUCAAAGUAAUAUAAUUUUUGCAUUUUUCUAAAAGGACUAAAAGAAGUGAUUAGUGCGAUGUAAAAGCAGGGAUAAAAAGUAGAAUACUCAAUAUAAUUAAAUCGAAAUAUUCAAAUAUUUAAGAGUAAUUUCGAUUUAAUUUUAACUGCUACAUCAAACAACGUUUGGAAUCAAAUAGUUAAUUCAAUGAAUUUGAUAUAAGAUGAAACACUUUAACUCAAUAAUAAUAAAUCAGAAAUCAUAUCUCCAGUAUCAAGAAAAAUUGACAGAUAGUCAGAACCAGAUCUUAAAAAAAUGACAAUGAGUUAAUCAUAUGUCAGUAGAUCCCCUAGCAAAAUUUCAACUAUAAAAUAAUAAUAAACUAUUCCUUUGAGUGAAAUGUCAAUCCAAAUGAGAGGAUCACCAACUACAUUCAAUAAAGCUAAAAGAUAAUUAGAUAAUAGUUUAACAACAAGUUCUCCUGGUGUAGGAAGAUAUAGAACUGAAGUAGCUGAAAAACGUAUUAAUCUAACUCAAAAUUCUAGAUAUAAGAGAAACUUCACCAAAUGCAACUAUUGGAAAAUCAGCUAAAAUUAGUUGGAUUGAUGAAAAACUGUAAAAAGAAGAUGCUCAUUCUCCAGGACCUAUUUAUAAUCCAGUCAAAACAUUUUGUUCUAAACGUGUUAAAUGAAUGAUCCAUUAUCAUACAUCAUAAUAUUAAUCAACUCAUCC
Paramecium sonneborni is the source of this 851-nucleotide messenger RNA. Lineage: Eukaryota; Ciliophora; Oligohymenophorea; Peniculida; Parameciidae. The record is from the annotation of a GenBank genome assembly.